Messenger RNA from Oncorhynchus tshawytscha (Chinook salmon), 2436 nucleotides. Its product is annotated as eukaryotic translation initiation factor 2A. Gene Ontology annotation, molecular function: protein binding; mRNA binding; translation initiation factor activity. Gene Ontology annotation, biological process: translational initiation. Gene Ontology annotation, cellular component: cytosolic small ribosomal subunit. The record is from RefSeq and is a predicted model, not a curated record. Bases 77 to 1822 code for a protein of 581 amino acids. NCBI's taxonomy places the organism in Eukaryota, Metazoa, Chordata, Actinopteri, Salmoniformes, Salmonidae. The transcript is spliced from 14 exons.
UGUUCCAAUGACACGCCCCUUUUUUUCUUGAGACUUCCGCAUUUCCUUUUGCAAAUUAUUCUCUUUCCGGUACAUCAUGGCGCCCCCCAUACCUAUUUUAGCAGUCCGGGGAUCUGACGGGACAGUGCUGAUCCGUGGACCACCAAACUGCGAGAAGAAUGCAGAUUUUCAAAGGGACCCUCGGCAAAGUAGAUAUGUGGCGUUCAGCAAGGACGGGACAUUGUUUGCAUGGUGCAAUGGAGAGAAGGUCACUGUUGUGAAGGUUGCAGAUGGCUCUCAAGUCAGGUCGUUUGACCUUCCAAAGACUGCAAUGUUGGAGUUCUCUCCGCUGAACACUGUGCUGGCUACAUGGCAGGUGUAUAGCAAGACGCAGGACAACCCACAGGGAGAUGCCAACUUGCAGCUGUGGGAUUUGAAAACUGGGACCUGCCUCAAGGCUCUUUACCAGAAGAAGGUUCAGGGAUGGUGUCCAAGUUGGUCAGAUGACGAGAAGAUUGCGGUCAGGAGUGUUAACAAUGAACUUCACUUUUUCGAGAACAACGAUUUUAUCAACAUUGCCAAUAAGCUUCACUUGCAGAAGGUGUCUGAGUUUAUGCUGUCCCCUGGAAGUCAGCCUAGUAAGGUGGCUGUUUAUGUCCCUGGGAGCAAAGGUGCCCCCUCGUUUGUCCGGCUAUACCAAUACCCCAACUUUGGUGGCCCGACCUGUGCUCUGGCCAACAAGAGUUUCUUUAAGGCCGACAGGGUGACCAUGCUAUGGAACAAAAAAGCCACUGCGGUUCUGGUGCAGGCCAGCAUAGAGGUGGAUAAGACAGGAGCCUCAUACUACGGAGAACAAACUUUACACUACUUGGCCACCAAUGGCGAGACUGCUGCUGUGCAGCUACAGAAGAACGGGCCCAUCUACGAUGUGGCAUGGAGCCCAAGCUCCACAGAGUUCUGCGUGGUCUAUGGCUUCAUGCCCGCCAAGGCUACUGUCUACAACCUCAAGUGUGACCCUGUCUUCGACUUCGGCACGGGCCCCCGCAAUGCCGUCUACUACAGCCCCCAGGGCCACAUCCUGGUCUUGGCCGGCUUCGGGAACCUACGGGGCCAGAUGGAGGUGUGGGAUGUCAAGAAGUGGAAGCAGGUGUCCAAGCCCCAGGUGCCCGACUCCACCCACUUCGCCUGGUGCCCGGACGGUGAACAUGUCGUCACGUCGACCUGUGCCCCCCGGCUACGUGUCAGUAACGGCUAUAAGAUCUGGCACUACACUGGCACGGUUCUGUACAAGCAGGACACGCCGACGGGAACAGAGCUCUGGGAGACUGUAUGGCAGCCCUUCCCAGACGGGACGUUCCCUGAGAGGCCGGUGAAGUACCAGGCAGCACCCAGUGAGCUGGGCAGCACAGAGGCCAAGCCGGCCCAGGCCUACCGCCCACCUGCCCUGCGGAAUAAACCGGUCACAGCCAGCUCCAAACUGCAUGAAGAGGAGCCUCCACAGAACAUGAGGCCUGGCGCCACCGGAGACAAGCAGCUGUCCAAGACUGCUCUGAAGAACCAGAAAAAACGAGAGGCAAAGAAAGCAGCCAAACAGGAGAUAAACCCAGAUGCCCUUGAGCCCCAGUCAGACCCAUCUCCAGCCAGUAAUGCUCAACCUGAAACCUCUUGUGGCGACCCAGAGACUGACAAGAAGAUCAAGAGCGUCAAAAAGAAACUGAAAGCUAUAGACGAGCUGAAAGCGCUGCAAGCAACUGGGAAACCCAUUCAAAAGAACCAGCUUGAAAAGAUGGAAAAGGAGGCUCAACUCAUGAAAGAGCUUGAGGAUCUUCAACUAAAAGUGUAAAAUAAAUGACUGAAUUUGUUCAUGAAUAAAACACAAAACAUCCUUGCCAUAUGAUCAAGAUCCAAGAGCACUCCCAAAGCUAUAUUUAAUGGACACAAAUUCGGAUCUCAUACCAUUUUUACUACUCGGGAAGGCUUGUCACAUUUUCAAGUAAAUUUGAGCCUUGAAAACUUAAAAACAUCGAGGCACUAUUGCUAUGCAAUGUAUGUACAGGUUAUUAAAGCCAGUGACAAUACAUAUUAUUUAGAAUUUUAUGUAUAUAGUAAGCAGUUAACUGUUUCAACAGCUAGAUGUUACGUUGGUUUUUACUUUAAAUUGAAUUAACUCGUUUCAGUUCAUUGAGAUUCUGAAAAAAAGGUAUGCUGCCAAAACAGUUGUUCUUCUUCAUGGUUCCAAGAAAGGGUUGCUAAUUUCAUAAAUUGCCACCAAAAAAAAGUGUAAUUGAGAAUAGUUUGUGUGAUGUCACUACUACUGAUUGAAUUGGGUUAUCAUUGGACGAGAGCAUUGCCAAUCACGGUUCUUCCUUGCCAUUGGCAACCACACAACACACCAGUGAUAUUGUAACCACCCGAAAGGUAAACCGAGAAAAAUAAACAUUUGUUAUGUAGAAAACG